Messenger RNA from Lolium perenne, 747 nucleotides. RefSeq lists its product as uncharacterized. NCBI's taxonomy places the organism in Eukaryota, Viridiplantae, Streptophyta, Magnoliopsida, Poales, Poaceae. The record is from RefSeq and is a predicted model, not a curated record. Gene Ontology annotation, molecular function: zinc ion binding.
AUGGAAGCUCUCAAAGCUGAUUGUGAGGAGGCAUACAAUUGGCUAGUGCAGAUACCAGCUGAAGCUUGGGCUAGGUAUCUGUUUGACAAUAAUUGCAAGACUGAUCUAGUUGUCAACAAUAUCAGUGAAGUAUUCAAUAGAAUGAUUUUGAAUGUGAGGAACAAACCAAUAAGGACUAUGCUUGAAGGAAUAAGGAACAAACUGAUGGUCAAAUACAGUGGAACCAGGGAGAAGGCAGAAACAACUAGAUGGGAGAUUACUCCAUUCUAUGCUGAGAAGCUAGAGGAGGCAAAAAGGUGGUCCAGAGAGUGCAGUGCCAAGCUUGCUGAGGAGGGUCUAUGGCAAGUCACCAGUGGAAGUGGUAGAGUAGUGGCUGUUGAUCUUAGAGCUAAAACAUGUGGCUGUAGAAAAUGGGAUCUCACAGGUGUUCCUUGCAGUCAUGCAGUGGCUGCAAUACUGAAGCUGUCACAGCACCCAGAGGACUAUGUGCAUGACUUCUUCAAAAAACCAAUGUACAAGAAGGCUUUUUCAUAUACUGUCUACCCUGUUCCUGGACCUGAAGAUUGUACUAGGACAGAUACACCAGACAUUGACCCACCAGUGUUCAGAGACAAACCUGGAAGGAAGCAAACUGUCAGAAGGAAAGGAAAAUUUGAGGUUCCAGCUCCGAGAGAUUCAUCUAGGAUGGCCUCUAUCACUUGCAGCAAUGGCAAGCUAGUGGGCCACAGAUACACCAAUUCCAAAUAG